AUGGCUAGAACGUCUGGCGAAAAACACCCUGAUCGCGUCACGGAGAGCGAUGCUACGGUCAUUGCUGCCGAGGCGGAUGCCCCAAUCGCCCCGUUACAGGCUGGCUCGGAUAAGGAAGACACCUUCCAGGUCGAUCUCGAGUCCAAAGACACGGACAGUGAUAAGACUCGGCUUUACACAAUCACCAAUGAAAACGGGCAAGAAGAGCAUAUUUCAGAGGACGACCCGAGGAUCAGCAGUAUCCCUAGCUAUGUGCGUCGCGUAGUCAACUUGACGGACGACCCAACCGAACCGACAAUAACCUUUCGCUACUUUCUUUUGACCAUCCUCUUCGUCGCGCCGGGAGCUUUUCUGUCGCAAAUGUCGCACUACAGAACCACGUCGGCACCCUACAGUGUAUUCUUUGUCCAAAUUGCCUCCAACUAUCUCGGAAAAUGGCUCGCGCAAGUGCUUCCGGCGUGGGAGGUCAAGAUUCCAUUUACCAAAAAGAGCUUUAACUUGAACCCCGGCCCGUUCAGUACAAAGGAGCAUGUUCUCGUAACAAUAUCGGCUGCAAGCGGCGCUACAUACAAUCUCGGAUAUACUCCAAUCUCAAUGUCUGAGUUGUACUUUGGUCAGCCUGUCAAUGGAGCAGUUGCCACCUUCUUCAUGUUGGCGAUUACGUGGACUGGUUACAGCUACGCCGCUCUUGCUAGGCAAUUUUUAAUCUACGACCCUCAGUAUCCCUGGUUUCAAGCGCUCUGCCAAACGGCACUCUUCGAGACGCAGAGGAAGCAGAGAGAGCACCCCACGCCUCUUUCUCGAAAACAGAUGAAGGUGUUUUUUCUCGUGCUCAUUGGAGUCAUUCUUUGGCAGUUUCUUCCAGAGUUUGUCUUUCCCUUUCUGGGAUCUCUCGCCUUUUUGUGCUGGGUUGCUCCGCACAACGCCACGGCCAACUUUAUCGGCAGUGGUUUCGGCGGCAUGGGCUUCCUGAAUCUUUCUCUGGACUGGUCCAGCAUAUCUGCCAAUGGGAGUCUGUUCUUGACCCCGUUCUGGACACAGGUCAUCAUGUUUGCUGCCUUUGCCGUGAGCUGCUGGGUCAUUAUUCCCGCGGCCAAAUUUGGCAACAUCGGUGUCUGGAACCAUCAGCUCAUGUCUAACCGUGUAUUUCAAGGUAUGUCUACUUCCACUCUGGAGAUACCCUAUGGGCCCUUUGUGAUGGGAAAUUUCCUUGCUAAUGGGAAAGCAGAAAACGGCACAAGAUACCCUCUCGCCAAGUUGCUCACCCCCGAAAUCACCCUCAACAGAACAGCUUACGAAGAGUACGGUCAGCUGUACUCGGGACCGCAGUACCUUUGGAACAUGUUCUUCGACUACGCCGCAUACACCUCGGCGAUUGUCUGGAUUCUCUUAUUUGGCCGUGAUCAGAUCAAAGGCAGUUGGAAUAAGUUCAUGGAACGCCGCAGCAAGAAAAACGUGGGCAAGGUUACGGAGCAGUACAAUGACCAGAUCAACAUUUUGCAGCGGCGUUAUGACGAGAUUCCUCUGUCGUGGUUUAUCGGUCUUUUCCUGGCAUCAUUCGUCAUUAUGAUUGCUAUUCUUGCGACGGGACACUUGUUUGUCCCGAUAUGGACCUACAUCGUCGGCAUUCUAACAGGUGCCGUCAUUGUGAUACCUUUGGCCUGGUUGUACGCGCUCUCAAACUUCCAGCUGCCGAUCGGGACAGCCAACGAACUAUUCUAUGGCCUGAUGAUCUCAAGUGUGUCUGGAAACAAGAACCCUUGCGGUGCAAGUACUUAUGGUGCGAUUGCCGGAGACGCAUGGUAUCGGGCGCAACUUAAUCUCCAAGACAUGAAAAUCGGACACUACAUGCAUCUGCCUGCCAAGACGGUCUUUGCGAGUCAAAUCAUAGGGACUCUUAUCGGAAUUCCCAUCAAUUACGCCACGAUUCGCUGGGUUCUCGAUACGAAAAGCGAUUACAUUUCUGGCUUGAAGGAGGAUCCUACUCGACAGUGGACUGGUCAAGCUCUGGCCGGCUAUCUGUCGAGCGGAGUGCAGUACGUUCUAAUUGGUCCCAAGGAGCUCUUCAAACAGGAAAUCUAUAGGCCAGUGCCCUAUGGCUUCCUCGUUGGUGCUAUUGCUCCCUUCUUCAUCUUUACGCUGCACAAGCUGUUCCCUAGGGCCAAGUUUCAUUUAUGGAACACGACGAUUUUUUUCUCCGGCAUGUCGUCUUUUUACGGCAACAUUAGCACGGGAUACACGUCAAGUUUUAUCGGCGGCAUCGUCGUCAUGUACUGGGCAUUUCGCUACCGGUAUAACCUAUGGGCUCGGUGGAACUACAUUCUGGCGGCGGCCUUUGACGCGGGCUUCAACUUUAACAUGCUGCUCGUCUUUUUGUGCUUUGGCGCAGGCAAGAUAAUAGUCAUGCCGCAUUGGUGGGGGAAUAACAAGGAGAGUAGCGAAAGGUGCUUUGCUUUAAAUAGCUAG
Beauveria bassiana ARSEF 2860 is the source of this 2466-nucleotide messenger RNA. RefSeq names its product oligopeptide transporter. Gene Ontology annotation, biological process: transmembrane transport. The coding region runs from base 1 to 2466 and encodes 821 amino acids. The transcript has 6 exons. The record is from RefSeq and is a predicted model, not a curated record. Lineage: Eukaryota; Fungi; Ascomycota; Sordariomycetes; Hypocreales; Cordycipitaceae. Gene Ontology annotation, molecular function: oligopeptide transmembrane transporter activity.